Colletotrichum karsti is the source of this 633-nucleotide messenger RNA. RefSeq names its product emp24/gp25L/p24 family/GOLD. The record is from RefSeq and is a predicted model, not a curated record. Gene Ontology annotation, cellular component: Golgi apparatus; endoplasmic reticulum-Golgi intermediate compartment; COPII-coated ER to Golgi transport vesicle. The transcript has 3 exons. Gene Ontology annotation, biological process: protein retention in ER lumen; intracellular protein transport; endoplasmic reticulum to Golgi vesicle-mediated transport. Bases 1 to 633 code for a protein of 210 amino acids. Lineage: Eukaryota; Fungi; Ascomycota; Sordariomycetes; Glomerellales; Glomerellaceae.
AUGAGGUUAUCCGCCGUUGCCUGCGGGCUCUUUGCCUGCUUCGUUUCUCAGGUUGCUGCAACGGCAUUGACCUACAAGAUCCAUGCCAACGAGAAGGCUUGCUUCUAUGCCAAGACCCAGAAGGAGAAUGAGAAGGUGGCCUUCUACUUCGCCGUUCAAUCGGGUGGUUCGUUCGAUAUCGAUUACGUUGUGACGGGACCUGGCAGCAAGGUCAUCCUCGAUGGAGCCAAGGAGCGUCAGGGCGACUUUGUCUUCACGGCCCAGCAGGUUGGCGACUACGAAUUCUGCUUCAACAACGAGAUGAGUACAUUUGCCGAGAAGUUUGUCGACUUCGAGAUUGCCGUUGAGAACGAGGUUCGCGCCCAGCUUCCUUCCAAGCAGGGUGCCUCCCCAGAGCAGCACAGCACCCUCGAGGAAACCAUUUUCAAGCUGUCUGGCCAGCUCUCCACCAUUUCGAGAGGCCAAAAGUACUUCCGCACCAGAGAAAACCGAAACUUCAGUACCGUCCGAAGCACCGAGUCGCGCAUCAUCAACUUCAGCAUGAUCCAGUGCGCCUUGAUCGUAUUGAUGGGUGGCCUGCAGGUGUUUAUUGUGCGCUUCUUCUUCCAGGGCGCUCGUAAGGGUUACGUGUAA